Molecule: messenger RNA, 1003 nt
Organism: Achroia grisella
Lineage: Eukaryota; Metazoa; Arthropoda; Insecta; Lepidoptera; Pyralidae
Exons: 3
Coding region: 1-687 (228 amino acids)
Source: RefSeq, a predicted model, not a curated record
AUGACGUUUUCCGAUGUGACCGUGACCCGGUAUCAUAGAAAAAAAGGAGGUGGCGUAAUGAUAUUAGUUCGUAACGAGUUAUGUGCCGCCCUCUGCGAUUUUACAGAGCAUAAACCACCGUCAGAGAUGAUUGUUGAAGAGAUUAAUACAGGUCAAUUAACUGGGACUCGCUAUUUAAAGGCCUUUAAACUGUUCAAAAGAAACAAGAACAGGAAGACUCCUCGCAACCGGAUAUCACCAGCUCUCAUGCGCUCUCCAUCCUACAGCGGGACAGUUGACGCUCGCUCUGAAAUUGAUCUGCAACGCUUCUGCGCUUGCAGAAUCUCCUUACCACCUCUCAGACUCGCCAGCGACUCCUACGAGACCACUUCUUACAACAACAGCUUCAAUAGCUACGGCUCCAGGAACGAGAGUAUAGAUAACUAUAAUGACUCUAAUUUCGACGGCACAAGGUCGGAUUCUGCCUACGAUUCAGCUAGGAGCAGCCCUGCUGCUCAUGUUAGAGCACCAGUCUGCUAUGCUACAGUUACAUAUUUCAAUGUUAACGAUAGCGAAGAUAGCAGUAGCAUCCGCACAGAAUUCACUCUCUUAGACUAUGAAGGAGAAACAGAAAGAGAUGGAGACAGUGAUGACGAGAGGACGCAGAACAUAAUAAAUGAGAAUAUUGAAUUAGUCAGCUCAUUAUGAAUAGAAUAUUAAAGACUUGCGUAUUUGGAAUGUAGAAAUAGUUGUGAGUGCUGUUAAAGGUUUUUUAAUGCGUGAUGAGGAUGUAGAUAGCAUUACUGAAGGAUAUGAUAAGAAAGUCAAGUCAGUUAUUCCACCGUGGCAAAUUGAUUAAGAUCCAGGACAGAGUGGGGUUGAUGAUGGUUAUAUUGUAACCACUAUAGUACGCCCCGUUUGAGAAUAGUUCGCCACUCUAUCCAUAACAGAAUUAAAACAAAUUUGAAAAAGUGAGCAAGAUUUUUUAAAAUUUAUUUAAAUUUUUUGGAAGAUUAAUUUGGAA